AUGUCAAAAAGUCAGUCAGAUCCAGAGGUCAAGAGCAAGAAGAUCCACAGUGCAGAAAAUACAAGCUCGGUAACUGUAAACAACGCAGCAGUCAAUUCAGGACAACAAGUUUUACUAGCGACAGCGUUAGUAAACGUGAUAAAUGGCAAAGCAGGAGUCAAAUCAGUACGCGCAUUAUUGGACAACGGAUCACAAUCUUGUUUCAUUACAAAAGAUUGUUGUACGGAGUUAGGACUUAAUCAGCGAGAUACGGAUAUUCCAGUAUGCGGGAUUGGAAAACAUUCUAUACAAACAAGAAGCAUUGCCAGAAUUAUUCUACAGUCACGAACAACGGGAUAUAAGAAGGCAUUAGAUUGUUUAGUAGUGGACACCAUUACACAAAAUCUUCCCAUCAACGGAAUAAGCAAAAGAGAGCUGCAAAUACCAAACGGCAUUGUAUUAGCAGAUCCACAAUUCCACCAAUCGUCCAAAAUAGAUUUGCUAAUAGGAGCGGAGAUAUUCUUCGAUUUAUUGUGCAUUGGUAGAAUAAAGCUAGCAGCUAAUCAGCCAAGUUGGCAGAAGACAUUGUUGGGAUGGAUCGUUUCGGGAGGACUUGUAGCAAAGCAAAAACCCAACGUUACAGUCUGCAGUCUGUCCGUAAACGAGCAAUUAAGUGACAGUCUUACAAGGUUUUGGCAAUUGGAAAGCUGCAACAGAAUAAAUGUGAGGACGCCUGAAGAACGCGCUUGUGAAAAUCACUUCAAUGAAACUUACAAGAGAGACCAAGAGGGCAGAUUUAUUAUAACACUGCCAAUCAAGACGGAUAUUCUCAACAAAUUAGGUGACUCAAAAGAGAUUGCAACACAACGACUGUACAGUUUAGAAAGGAAGCUCAAACGAGAGCCACAACGUAGAAUUGAAUACAACAAGUUUAUGCGUGAGUACAUACAGUUAGGGCACAUGCGUAAACUUCAAGAGCCCAUUGAUGAGAAGCUAACAUGUUUCUACAUGCCACAUCAUUGUGUUAUCAAGGACAACAGCACUACGACCAGGUUGAGAGUAGUUUUUGACGCCUCAAGUAAAACAGCAAGUGGCAUCUCACUAAAUGAUGCGCUUAUGGUAGGUCCUGUCCUACAACAAGAGAGUGUAUCAAUACUACUACGCUUUCGAGUCCACGAGUACGUCUUAACGGGAGAUCUCGAGAAGAUGUACAGACAAAUUCGCGUUAACAAGGAGCAGACUCAAUUGCAGAGAAUCUUAUGGAGAGAAGAGCCAUCGGAUAACAUCAAGACAUAUGAAUUACUUACCUUAACGUACGGAACAGCAUCCGCAUCGUUCGUGGCAACGAAGGUCAUUCAAAAAUUGGCGGAAAGGAGUGCUCAUCAGUUUCCGAAGGGAUCGGUAGUGGCAGGCAAGGACUUCUACAUGGACGAUCUUCUUACGGGUGCAAACAGCAAAACAGAAAUCAUCGAAAUUCGAGAUCAAUUAAUAGCUUUAUUCAACGGAGGCGGAUUUAAGAUACGUAAAUGGGCAUCCAACAGCAGUGACAUUCUACAAGAUAUAGUUUCGCAAAUAUUUGACCCGCUAGGCCUUUUAGGUCCAAUUAUUAUAACGGCAAAAAUUAUGAUCCAGCAGCUCUGGAAAACACAAAUUGGCUGGGACGAAUCAUUACCACUGGAACUACAAGAAAAAUGGUCACAUUAUACCAAGGAUCUGCAAGAGCUAGGAAAGAUCAGCAUACCACGAAAGAUUGUAGUCAACAAGAGUGUUCGCAGAGAAAUUCACGGUUUCUGUGAUGCAAGCGAGCGAGCUUACGGGGCUUGCGUUUAUAUGCGCAGUGUCAAGGCGAAUGGAGCUAUAGAAGUACAUUUGAUAUGCUCCAAGUCACGUGUCGCACCCAUCAAAGUACUUUCUGUACCCAGAUUGGAGCUUUGUGGUGCACAACUAUUAGCGCAGCUCGUAGACAAGGUUGUGAGUUCUUUAGAAAUCAACAUCGACAGCAAGCAUUAUUGGACUGAUUCGCAAAUCGUCAUUUAUUGGCUCCAAGCGAGCAAUAAGAAGCUACCAAUCUUCGUAGCCCAUCGAGUCGGAGAUAUUCAAGAAUCAACAUCGGUCAACAAUUGGAAACACGUCGGAAGCAAGGAGAAUCCCGCGGAUCUUCUUUCGAGAGGCACCAACGCCAAGGAAUUGGUGAUUUCACAACUUUGGUGGGGAGGACCUAGUUGGUUGCAUAAUGAAAUCCUGCCAGAGGAACAAGAGGAAACAACAGAGUAUGAUGAAAGUCAACUUGAAGAGCAUGAUAGAUCAAAGGUGGUCGCAGUAUCCAAUCUUUCGCAGAUCAAUCCAUUCGAUAAGUUCUCUACAUUCAACAGACUUAUUCGAGUAGCGGCUAUGUGCGUACGCUUUGCGCAUAAUUGUAAAGGGCAAAAGCAAUACGGACCUCUAACAGUUGAGGAAUUACAAGGAGUCAUUAAGAAGUUAAUAAGACAAGAACAAGAGAUCACGUUUGAAAAGGAUAUCAAGGAUUUAAGAAACAAAGGAGUGGUAUCAAGUCAAAGCAGCCUAAAACAAUUAAAUCCGUUUAUUGAUGAGGAAAAUCUGCUACGUGUCGGCGGCAGACUACAACGUUCAAACCUACAAUCCGACGUAAAGCAUCCUUAUCUAUUACAUCAACGAUCUAAAUUAACAAAACUUAUCAUUGAGCACGAACACAGAAGACUUAUGCAUGCUGGAGCGGAAGCGACGUUGGCUUCGGUACGACUUAAAUACUGGCCGCUCAAGGCGCGCGGUACAGUAAGAAAACUACUACGGCAUUGCAUAAAAUGCUUCAAGCAUAGGCCAAGAUUUUCGGAACAGCUAAUGGGGAAUCUGCCUAGCCAACGUGUAACACCAUCAAGACCAUUCAGCUGCGUAGGCAUAGACUUCUGUGGACCGAUAUACGUGCGAGAAGGUUCUCGUAGAAACAGCAAGAACAUAAAGGCUUACGUCUCAAUAUUUGUUUGUUUAGCAACUAAAGCAGUCCAUUUGGAGGUGGUAUCAAACAUGACCACUGAUGCAUUCCUUAAUGCAUUCAAGAGAUUUAUUGCGCGAAGGGGUCGACCUUCAGACGUCUUCUCAGACAAUGGCACCAACUUUGUCGGUGCCAAUCGGGAGCUGGAAGAACUUCGAAACUUGUUCAACCAAGAAGAGCAUAAACAUAAAAUCAUAGACGAAACAUCCAAUGAGCAAAUCAAAUGGCACUUUAUACCACCACGAGCCCCUCAUUUUGGCGGGCUUUGGGAAGCCACAGUUAAAGCCUUCAAAAAACAUUUUUACAAAAUCGCAUCUGAUGUGGCCCUUACCUUCGAGGAAGCUUCGACUUUAGUCGUACAGAUAGAAGCCAUUCUGAACUCGAGGCCAUUAUCUGGCAUGUCUAAUGAUCCUAACGAUUUUAGUUAUAUUUCUGCAGGUCAUUUCCUUAUAGGUGACGUGAUAGUAUCACAUCCGGAGCCGGACAUCACUCAAUUAAAGGUAAACCGGCUCUCGCGAUGGCAACACUUAGAACAGAUGAGGCAGCACUUUUGGAGACGCUGGUCCCACGAGUAUUUGUCACAACUUCAAAAUAGGACGAAGUGGCAAUCAAGCCGUGGUCCCGCAUUGGAAAUCGGACAACUAGUAAUCUGUCGCGAGGAUGGACUCCCUCCUUUAAAGUGGAUGUUGGGAAGAAUCGAAGAGGUCUCACCAGGCACUGACGGUAUUAUUAGAGCCGCUACAAUUAAGACAUCAAAUGGAUCAUUCAAAAGGCCAGCCACCAAAUUAGCGGUAUUACCCAUCGAAGACGAAUUAAGCAAGGAGAAAUAA
Messenger RNA from Wasmannia auropunctata (little fire ant), 3819 nucleotides. RefSeq lists its product as uncharacterized. The record is from RefSeq and is a predicted model, not a curated record. The coding region runs from base 1 to 3819 and encodes 1272 amino acids. Gene Ontology annotation, biological process: DNA integration. NCBI's taxonomy places the organism in Eukaryota, Metazoa, Arthropoda, Insecta, Hymenoptera, Formicidae. The transcript is spliced from 2 exons. Gene Ontology annotation, molecular function: nucleic acid binding.